AUGCCGGGUCGCGCUCUGACUCCCAACGAAAUCAGUGGCUCCACACUCUUGAGUGCUUGUGAGAGGAGCCGCUCCUGGCGUCACGCGCUGCAGCAUCUCCGGUGGGGCCAGGGUGCUCGCAAAUUGUGCACCAUCGGGUGGAAUGCAGCGGCCAGUGCGUGCGUAGACGUUUGGCCUCAGGGCUUGGCACUUCUUGUGCCCUGGCUGCACACAGUCCUCAGUCUGUUCGUCGUGACGUGCACGGUCCGCCACGCAUGUGUUCGGCCGGAUUCUGAGCUUGCUAAGGCCAUGGAAAUCCUGCCGGAUACCAUCAGCUUCUUGGUGUUUGUGACAUCCUGCGCAUCGGACCGCAUCGGACCACGGGAAGCAACUAUCUGCUAUCUAGACCAUGAGGACUCGGUGACCUUUGGCACAGCGAUCACCGGCCUGAAACAAGGUCGCCGGUGGCGCUUUGCCACCGUGCUUUUGGGCAGCAUGGCGAUUCUGAGGGUACAGGAGGUCUGCCGUAGCUUCAGCUCGUGCAGCAGCGCCUGCGAGCAGGAAUCUCUCUGGGAGCCUGUGCUGACUCUGUUGAGGCGGAUGAGGAUCGUGAGCAUUCAGGGAGAUGAAGUUGGUACGAAUUCGCUUCUCAGUGCCUGUGGUCAGCAUGGCCACUGGGGCUUGGCACUGGGGGCUCUGCAUGGCAUGCCCGGGGGACAGCUGGCACCGGACCAGAUCAGCAUGAAUUCGGUCAUAGCCGCUUGCCGGACAGGUGCGCUUUGGCGGCUUGCCCUUCGACUAUUGUGCCGCUGUGUGCUCGUUGAACUGCUUCCCAGUGCUGUCACCUUUAACUCCGUCCUGGGCUCUCUGGAGCCGGAGACGUCUUGGUCCCGGCUGCUCGCUUCGCUGAACCACAUGAGGGACCACCUCGUGUCCCCAAGCAUCAUCAGCUUCAACACAGGCAUUCAGCUACUGGAGAAGAGCCCCUGUUGGAGCCGCAGCCUGCAGCUGCUAGCUCUCGCGGGGCGGCUUUGCGUGCGACGCGAUGCCGUGAGCUUGACAGUGGUUCUCAACAGCAUCGUUGGAUCUAGCCGCUCGAGCCUUUGGUUCUGGGCCUUGGCGGCCAUCGCCGGGGCACGCCGGGAGGCGCUGCGCGCCUCCGACGCUGGACUGGGAGUUGCCAUCCAGUCUGCUGUCAGCGGCAGCCGCUGGAGCCGAGCGCUGGAUUUGUUGCACGAAGGGUUGCCCACGGAGCUGAGCCGUCUGGCAGCUGUUGAGGCCUGUGAGAUGGGUAGCUUACAUCGGGCAGCUGCUUCGCUGCUGGGAGAGGUGACUGAGACCACCAGCUCGGUCAUGGCGGCUGUGAGGAACAGGAUGCACGCCCCACUUAGCUGUUGUGAUUCCCCUGCCUCGUCUCGAACUGACCUCUGA
Symbiodinium sp. CCMP2456 is the source of this 1410-nucleotide messenger RNA. The record is from the annotation of a GenBank genome assembly. Lineage: Eukaryota; Dinophyceae; Suessiales; Symbiodiniaceae.